ACCCCUGCAGAAGCAGGAACUAGAGUCCACCCUGGAUAACAACUGUUAGUGAAAACAUGGAGGCCCAAGAUGAGAAAUCCCAGACGUCUAGACCUUCGGACUCCAAAUCCUUGACUAUUACUUCCUCAACUCCCCAGCUAUUAAAGUCUGAGUUGCCUACUGAGGAAUUGAUGGGGAAGGGACAGAAGCUUGACAGUCUGUCACCAGACAUUUGGUCUGAUGAAGAUAAUGAUGAAAUAUUGGAGACCACAGACAGUGAUGGACUGAAGGAUAAAGCCCCCCCUGAUCGACCAUACUGGGCCAAUAAAAUUGAAUACCUUCUGGCCCAGGUGGGCUUCUCUGUGGGGCUGAGCACCAUCUGGCGCUUUCCUUACCUGUGUUUUCACAACGGAGGUGGCAGUUUUCUCAUCAUCUACAUCCUCAUGCUGUUCUUGAUUGGGGUUCCUCUUCUAUUCCUGGAGAUGGCAGCUGGUCAGAGAAUGCGUCAGGGCAGCAUUGGUGUAUGGAAGGUCAUCAGCCCCUGGAUUGGUGGUGUGGGGUAUACCAGCUUCAUGGUGUGCUGCAUUGUGGGCUUGUACUACAGUGUGCUCAUGGCCUGGAGUCUCUUCUAUUUAGUUCAGUCUUUCCAGUCUCCACUGCCUUGGUCAGUGUGCCCCUUACUGAGGAACUCCAGUACUUACGAUCCUGAAUGUGUGCGGACAACAUCCACUACGUACUUUUGGUACCGGAAUGUAUUGAAGGCCACAGACAAAAUCGAAAUGGGUGGGCUACCAGUUAAGCAUCUCAGUGUCUCUGUCUUUGUGACCUGGUUAAUUAUCUGCAUCUCCAUGAUCAGAGGACCCAAGUCCUCUGGAAAGAUGCUGUAUGUCUCAGUGAUCCUUCCCUACUUCAUCCUUUUCUGUCUCCUUAUCCGGAGUCUCACGCUGGAGGGUGCAAAAUUUGGUUUCGACAGUUUGUUGGCUGCCCAGGUGCCAGCUCUGUACUCUGUGGAAGUGUGGCGCCGGACAGGGAACCAGAUCUUUUUAUCCAUGGGCCACGGCUUUGGCAGCUUCAUCGCAAUCAGCUCAUACAUCCCUCGAUCCAACAACUGUGUCAUGGAUGCCUUUGCUGUGGCUCUUCUCAACUUGGUUGCCUCACUGACCGCCAUGGUGUUUGUAUUUGCCACAAUGGGCCACUUGGCCACAAAGAACAACAACAAAUGCUACGUAAAGAAUGCCAAGACAGUGAUGAAUCUGAUAGUUACCGGGGUGCUGCCUCCUGAGGUCCAGCCCCCAGACAGUCUGUAUUAUGAGCCAAGCUCCAUCUACCCCAAAUGGUUCAAGGACCUUCCUGAACAAAUGAAAAGCAUGAUCCUUCCCCAUUUGUCCAAUUGCAACUUAUCUGAACAAUUGAAGGAGGUUAUGGAGGGUCCUGGUGUGGCCUUUGUGGCAAUUACUGAUACCAUCUCUGUGUUUUCUGGAUCCACUCUCUGGGCCAUCGUCAUCUUCGUGUUGCUGGCAAACCUGGGGCUGAGCACCAUGAUAGGCAUCAUGCAGGGCAUUAUUACCCCUCUCCAGGACACCUUCGCUUCCCUCAGGAAACAGACAAAACUGCUUACAGUGGCCAUCUGUGUGCUUAUGUUCCUGGGCAGCCUCAUUUUUGUGAGACCUUCUGGCAGCUACUAUGUGAACCUGCUGGAUGAUUACUGGGCAUCUCUGCCCCUCCUCCUCAUUGUCAUCUUGGAGAAUGUGGCCAUGGCCUGGAUCUAUGGAGCCAGGAGGUUCCUUGCAGACCUGAUUAUCAUGUUGGGCCGCCCCAUCUCCCCCAUCUUUCGUUGGCUGUGGUGCUUUCUGUCUCCAUUUGUGCUGCUGGUCCUGUUUGUAAACACCCUGAUUCAUCUGUGUCUGAAGAACAUCACCUACCUGGCCUGGGACUCAAGCAUUUCAAAUGAGGUGAUCCGAACUUACCCAUCAUGGGCUAAAGUCUUGCUCAUCAUCUCCAUCGUCAUUACCAUCUUGCCUAUCCCUGCCUACUUCCUGUACACACUCAUUGAUGUGGCUUUUCCAGUCUCCGUGAUUCACAGUAAGGUCACAGUUAUCUUCAAACCUGAAGCUAAAGGGAACUCGCUGAAGCCCCAUCCACGGCUUCAGGUGAUGCAAAGUCAAAAGGUUGAUGAAAUGGGAUAAAUAACCAGGGAAAAACCUCUCUGCCAUGUGAGUAAUUCAUCUUGGAAAUAAAGACUUGGUU
Lynx canadensis (Canada lynx) is the source of this 2226-nucleotide messenger RNA. RefSeq names its product orphan sodium- and chloride-dependent neurotransmitter transporter NTT5-like. NCBI's taxonomy places the organism in Eukaryota, Metazoa, Chordata, Mammalia, Carnivora, Felidae. Gene Ontology annotation, cellular component: membrane. The transcript is spliced from 11 exons. The record is from RefSeq and is a predicted model, not a curated record. Gene Ontology annotation, biological process: sodium ion transmembrane transport. Bases 57 to 2165 code for a protein of 702 amino acids.